AUGCACUGGGGCGGUUCUCAGCCGAGCGUGAAGCAGCUGGAGUCCACUCCUCAGAUGGGGGCAGAGAACAAGCUGGGCUGGGCCUUUGGUUUGGGUCUAGAGAGACUAGCCAUGGUUCUGUACAGCAUCCCAGACAUCCGGCUGUUCUGGAGCCAAGACGAACGUUUCCUCAAACAAUUCAGAGUUCAGGACCUCCAGAAACCCAUCUGCUUCCAGCCUCUCAGUAAGUAUCCUGCGCUCCACAACGACAUCGCCUUCUGGUUACCAGACGCCAAAGACAGCGAGUCGGAGCCAGAGAGCUUCACCGUGAACGAUUUCUACGAGUUGGUGCGAACGGUGGGAGGAGACCUGGUGGAGAAGGUCACGCUCGUGGACGAGUUCACGCAUCCCAA
This is a messenger RNA of Nematolebias whitei (Rio pearlfish), 392 nucleotides long. RefSeq names its product phenylalanine--tRNA ligase, mitochondrial-like. NCBI's taxonomy places the organism in Eukaryota, Metazoa, Chordata, Actinopteri, Cyprinodontiformes, Rivulidae. The record is from RefSeq and is a predicted model, not a curated record. Gene Ontology annotation, biological process: tRNA aminoacylation. Gene Ontology annotation, molecular function: tRNA binding; ATP binding; aminoacyl-tRNA ligase activity. The transcript has 3 exons. The annotation marks the transcript as partial.